Messenger RNA from Ceratosolen solmsi marchali, 5784 nucleotides. It is a transcript of the gene Cdk12, whose product is annotated as Cyclin-dependent kinase 12. Gene Ontology annotation, cellular component: nucleus; cyclin/CDK positive transcription elongation factor complex. Gene Ontology annotation, molecular function: cyclin binding; ATP binding; RNA polymerase II CTD heptapeptide repeat kinase activity. The record is from RefSeq and is a predicted model, not a curated record. Gene Ontology annotation, biological process: protein phosphorylation; positive regulation of transcription elongation by RNA polymerase II. The transcript is spliced from 15 exons. Lineage: Eukaryota; Metazoa; Arthropoda; Insecta; Hymenoptera; Agaonidae. The coding region runs from base 213 to 5339 and encodes 1708 amino acids.
AAAAAAAAACGAACAUAGAGGAGAGAAACUAUUGCUUGUAACAACGACUACGCUCAGUUCCAAGUGCGACGUUACAUCGGGAGUGAGGAACAAAAAGAGUUAAGGAAGAGGCAAAUUGUCGUCGAGAGAAAAUUUUCUCAGGGCUUCUUCGAUGCCAAGAAACGCCAGGAACACCACCACGUUAUCACAAUUCGAGGCUUGCACCAGGUGACAUGCCCAGCAGUCGUGAGAUCGAACGCGCGGAACGCAACGGUCGUUACAAGUCCGUGCGCCGGAAGGACAGCACGAGUAGCCUCGGCGGCAGCGAAUUGGGCAGCGGGAGUCGCUCGAGCCAUGCAUACGAGGUCGCGGCGGCGGCCGCCGCCGCCGCGGUCGCCACCAGCGUUGGAGCCGAGGGUGGCAAGCGUCAUCGCAGACACGGCAAGAGCAGUCGCAGUAGCUUCGGAAAAAAGAAGAAGAAGCGGUCGCGCGACGAUAAAAGCCUGGCCCUGGCUAAAAAGCCCUUGGUCGAGUACUCGGACGUAAGCAGCGAGGACCUGUCCGAGCCGGAAGCUGGGGAGAUACAGUCGGAGGACAGUCGGGGCGGAAAUAACAGCUACACGGACGGCGAGGUACCCGACUCCCUUUUGCAACGAAGUCGUUACUAUGGUGGUGGCGGGGACACGGGGCCCGUGAUUCGGGCCCUCGACACCUCGCCCAUCAGUCUCUCGCCGACGCCGCCGAUGCAGCAGACGAUCACCGGCGCGCCCCAUCGUCACUCAAAAAAGACGCUACGUUACUCACCCCCGGAAGAGGAGCACCAGGUAUCGAUACUGCCGGACUACCAGGAGGACAGUCGGCGAUUAGGUUCGCGACGCAAGGAGAAGAAACACAAACGCGACAAGAAAAAGAAGAGCCGUGGUAGCUUGAGUCCGGGUUCGAGCGUUGGCAAGAAGAAAAAACGCAAGUCGAAACGCGCCUCGCGCAGUCUCAGUCCCAACGUCAUCGUCACGGGUACCGAGCUGCUGCACUCGCAGGCGCUCGCCAACUGGCGAAUGCAACAUCCGGGUCCGUCACCCCCGAUGAUGGCUCUCAAAGACAGCACCUCGCCGAUAUCGCCGGCGACGCCCCCGGAGCGGCGUUCGCCUAGCGACAUGGACUUGGAGUCGCCACCUCGGCAACUUACGCCUCCGAGCCAGCACCAGUCGCUGCUGCAUCAGCAGACGGGCCCGAGGCACGCGGCCGAGUCGCCGCACACGCCCCUUUUGCCACCCCGUGCGAUAACGCCCGAGGGCCACCAUCAAUCCAAGUCCAAGGGCGGCCACCACAGUCCCGACGCGAGACACAAGAGCCACGGUAGCCCGAACCACUUGAGCGGUCCCGGCAGGCGAAGACCUCACAGUCCUAGUCCCCCGAGUCGGAGACGAGAUCACAGUCCACCACGGCGAAGGGACUAUAGUCCUUCGGGGCACGCGCCUUCUUCGAUGCAUAGACUCGGGAGGCACAGUCCUAGCCCUACGCCGCAGUCUAUGCGCCGUCGGGAAUUCAGCCCGAGCCCGAGUUCUCACAGGCGCAGCAGAGCUGACGAGCUCCUCCUUAGAUCGCCCACUUCCUCGUCGAGCAAAAGGCGGCGAAGGGACGAGUCUGCGAGAAGGCACCGUCACCACGAAAAAGAUCGGAGGGAUAAGAGGAAGUCUGUCAGGAGUCCCGUCAGCUCCAGGCUAUCGGGUCACCUUUCACGCUCCCGUUCGCGCAGCCCACACAGAUGGCGAAAAUCUUCUCGAUCCCGGUCGCGCUCGCGACGGCGCAGUCGCACUCCCAAAAAAUCGCGCUCACCCAACAGCAAACUCCACAAGUCCUCGCGCAAGCAUCGCUCAAAAAGUCCGCGCAUCUCGCGCAUACCUUCGCCGGUGCACCGCUCGAGUCGCAAAUCUCCGACGAGUAUCUACGAGCGCAACCUCAAGGUUCAAGCAAAGAUCAGCGAGACGAGUCUGUUUGCCGAGUUGGUCAAGGACAGGAACAUGCGCGAACUCGCGUUCAAGAAGCUACAGGCGGCGAAGGAGAAGGCAAAUCAAGAUGAGGUCCAGAUAAUUGAGGGCUCUGACGAGAAGGACAACAGUAAUGGUUCGUCUUCGACUACGACUAUCAUCGACAGGAUGAAUGACAAGUCGUCGACAGCCGCGACGACGCCCUGCCCCAGUAUGGAUCUUACCGUCGACGUAUUGGACAUACCUGUUCCCGUGAUGACGAAUGCCCCAAUGCCGAUGAAUCUGCCACAAAAUCAGCUACCCAUACAGUCAAACCUGGUACCAGUGGUGACUGUGGAGACGAGUCCGGUGCCACCGAUGCACGGCCCAGUCCCCGUAAGCUUAGCUGCUCCGAUAGUCUACAGUUCAGCGUCAGCAGUGACGACGACGACGGCGGCGACAGUGGCGACGGCGGCACCCGGACUGCAGGCACCAAUCGCCUACAUCGAUGAAACCUCGUCGGCCGGCAAGACGCCGCCGCUGCCAGGUCCGACGAUCUCGAGCGUGCCCCAGCAGCAGAAGAGCGACGCGACGAUAAACGCGGCAAUACACGUGGGAGCCCCCAUGCCCACGCAAGCCGUGCAUGUAUAUAAUUCCCCGGCAUUGGGUAACGAUGCGCCCGUUAGCGUCGUUACCAAUCCCACGAUUAUGGUCACAGGUGUGCAGUCUCUACCUCCUCCAAUACAGCAAAUACCACAGCAGCAACCAUUGCAGCAGAUACAACAACAACAACAACAACAACAACAACAACAACAACAACAACAACAACAACAACAACAACAACAACAACAACAACAACAACAACAACAACAACAAUCGCAACAACAACAACAGCAUCAUCAUCAGCAUCAUCAGCAUCAUCAUCAUCUCCAGCAGCAUCCCGAAAUCAAGUCUGUUUCGUCAGGUCUAUCACAAGUGCCUGUUUUAGUGCCUCUUCCUGUGCCAGCUCCACCUUCUACCAACAACUCCGUUUCCACGCUCAUACAUCCUCACAUCGUGACUAAUGUCCCGACACCGUCAUCCGUAUCCGUAUCUGCCUUCCCCGUAUCACCAGCGAUCGCCAAAUUCAGCACACCUAAUAACCUCGUACCACUUAAGUCCGUUGAUCCGCCAAAACCACCGCUGGUAUCCUUCAAAACCAAGAGUCUUUCUAAGCUUCCACUGCCCCCCGGCAUCAAUCAGAAUGAUCUCGAGAGCAUAGACUCACCGCCGAGCCGCUCACCAAGUCCGAUGUCUAUACUCACCACUCCCAAGCCAGCAGUGAAGAUUCUUGUACCUUCUGUGCCCGUUGCUCUUACCGCAACGACGCCCACAAUGGGAAAGCCAGGAUUACAGAGGAAGAGCAUCAAGGAUCUGCCCAUGCCACCAGUUGUGCCUGGCUCCGAAGAUCUUAGCGGGGAAGACGAUACGACAGCCACUCCUCCUCGAAGUAGAGUAGAAAGAAUACCUCCAAAGCCAAAGUUAAAGAGACCGAAAAUAUUGAAGAGAAGGGGCUCGCGUAAUAAUCACAUGCCAAUGUCGGCUUCCGGCGGAAAAGAUUGGGGAGAGCGAUGUGUCGAUGUUUUCGAGGUUAUCGAUCAAAUUGGCGAAGGUACUUAUGGUCAGGUUUAUAAGGCACAGGACAAGCGAGCGGGCGUAAUAGUCGCUCUUAAGAAAGUUAGAUUAGAGAAUGAGAAAGAUGGCUUUCCUAUUACGGCUGUAAGAGAAAUUAAGAUAUUACGACAGCUCAAUCACAAAAACAUCGUCAAUCUUAGGGAAAUCGUGACGGAUAAACAAGACGCCAUUGAUUUUCGAAAGGAUAAAGGCUCGUUUUAUUUAGUCUUCGAAUACAUGGAUCACGACCUCAUGGGAUUACUAGAAUCGGGAAUGGUUGAUUUUAACGAAAUGAAUAACGCAAGCAUUAUGAAACAAUUACUGGAUGGAUUAAAUUACUGUCAUAGUAAAAACUUCUUGCAUCGAGAUAUUAAAUGUUCUAAUAUACUUAUGAAUAACAAGGGCGAAGUUAAAUUAGCUGAUUUUGGCUUGGCUAGACUUUAUAAUGCCGAAGAUAGGCAGCGUCCUUACACUAACAAAGUAAUUACUUUGUGGUAUAGGCCACCGGAGUUAUUGCUGGGAGAGGAACGUUAUGGGCCUGCUAUUGACGUAUGGAGCUGUGGGUGCAUUUUGGGAGAGCUUUUCUCCAAAAAACCACUUUUCCAAGCAAAUGUUGAAAUGAUGCAGUUAGAUAUCAUUUCAAAAGUUUGUGGGACACCAACACCCGCAGUAUGGCCAUCUGUGAUAAAAUUGCCACUAUGGCAUACAUUAAAACCUAAAAAGACGUACAGGCGACGACUUCGAGAAGAUUUUCAAUUUAUGCCACCAACAGCUCUAGAUUUGUUAGAUAAAAUGUUAGAAUUAGAUCCGGAAAAGCGUAUAACGGCUGCUGAUGCUUUAAAAAGUCCUUGGCUCAAAAACGUUCAACCAGAACAAAUGCCGUCACCACAACUGCCCACGUGGCAAGAUUGUCAUGAGUUGUGGAGUAAAAAGAGAAGACGUCAAUUAAGGGAACAACAAGAGAGCUCACAAGGCAGAAUUCCUCUCCUGUCAGUGCCGAAUAGAGGUGGAAUACAAAAAGCUAUUGAGGACCUAUCCGACGUCGGAGGAUCAUCUAAGAGAUUGAAAAUGGAGGCAGGCUACAACUCCCAUAGGUAUAAUUCUGAACCACACUUGGGUAGCGAUGGUAUAUUUGGUCAAGGUGGUCCAUUUAGUACUUCUCCUUAUGGUUAUCAUAGUCCCCCAUUGAUAAAAGCGAGAUCUAAUCCAAGAGAAGUAUCCCACUUUGCAGAGUACAUUAAUGAAGAUACUCUAGCUCGUAAACUGAGUAAUCUUACUAGUGCUUUAAAUCAAGGAAAGCCAAUCAGCGUAGAUGAUCUUAUGUCUCUCAGAACGGAUAAUGAGACUGAUCCAAAAGCUGCCCAAUUAUUAGCAGAGUUACAAACUGAACUUCGCUUAGCGACUAAUUCAAGACAAAGUGGAUUGUUCGAUCCACAUCAACCAGUCCUUAAUCCACCGAUGCUAGAUGCACCUUUUCCAGCUGCAAAUACAGGUCAAAAAGGUAACUUUGAUGCACAUGCUGUAUACGCAGGUGAUGAUGCAGUAAGUUCUGGAAGAUGGUCCCAGCUGGCCACGAUCGGUGUUAGAACAGCUCUUUCUGCACUAAUGUCACGUUAUGGCAUGGAGUCAUACAAUUCUCUCCCUGUUACCGUCAAUAGACCGCCAGGUAAACUGGUCGCUAGCCUGCAGAAUAAUAUUUUCCUGCCCUCGACAUCCUCUCAAUCUGCGUAUAGCUCCUAAAUAUUUUUUUUUUUGUACAUAUUGUACAACUUGUGACCCAUUGUGUAAAAGAAUAAGUCAUUUGCAAAUAUUUUGUCAAUAAUUUAAAAAUAGUUUUAAAUGAUUAAGAAUAUGCCAUUUUUAGCCUCAUAUGACAUGAUUGUAUUUGUAAUUUUAAUGAAAUAAUUUCAUUAUUAUGCUCAUCUAUUACAAGCUUUAUAAUUCAUUCUUGAUUCGUUAUUAAGUGAAUUGGAAGAAUUAAAUAUAAAUCUACACAUAAUAAAAUAAUAAGCUAUACUUGUGUAUAUUAAUUUUGCUAUUUAGAUCUACAUAUGGCAUAAGCGUGCACACGAAGUUACUUGUUUAUAGUCAAAUCAAUCAAUUUGUAUUGAAAAUAAGUUCUACAUCUAUAUUUUGCGUAUUUAUUUGUCUAAUUAGGUGUCUAACAAAUUUUUACGGUAUUUUU